Molecule: messenger RNA, 1707 nt
Organism: Thermochaetoides thermophila DSM 1495
Lineage: Eukaryota; Fungi; Ascomycota; Sordariomycetes; Sordariales; Chaetomiaceae
Product: mitochondrial processing peptidase alpha subunit-like protein
Exons: 2
Coding region: 1-1707 (568 amino acids)
Cellular component (GO): mitochondrion
Molecular function (GO): metalloendopeptidase activity; metal ion binding
Source: RefSeq, a predicted model, not a curated record
AUGCUCAGAACUUGUCGGCCAGCGAGGCUCCUGCUGAGUCGGCCCCGCGUGCCGUGCUCUCUUGUCGAGCCUGGUAUCCUCAGGAGGUCGCUUGCCACAAAGUCUCGUGCCCCUCCUAUCCGGGAGCCGACAGAGCGUGACCAGAUAACUACCCUUUCGAACGGCGUCCGUGUAGCCUCCGAGGACCUUCCCGAUGCCUUUGCCGGCGUUGGUGUUUACAUCGAUGCCGGCUCCCGUUAUGAGAACGAGUCACUGCGGGGCGCUAGCCACAUCAUGGAUCGACUAGCGUUCAAAUCGACCGGAUCGAGGACUGCCGAUGAAAUGAUCGAAACUGUUGAGAAGCUGGGCGGCAACAUUCAGUGCGCGUCGUCCCGAGAAUCUAUGAUGUACCAGGCAGCUACCUUCAACUCUGCCGUUCCAACCACAGUUGGCUUGCUGGCCGAGACUAUCCGCGAUCCGAGGCUUACUGAUGAGGAGCUGGAGCAGCAGCUCGAGACGGCCGAUUACGAGGUCCGCGAGAUCUGGGCUAAACCGGAGCUGAUCCUACCCGAGCUCCUUCACACUGCCGCCUUCAAGGACAAUACUCUCGGAAACCCCUUGCUAUGCCCCCAAGAGAGGUUGGGUGAGAUAAACCGCGAUGUCAUCCAGGCAUACAGGGAGACCUUCUACAAACCAGAGCGCAUCGUGGUGGCAUUUGCUGGUGUGCCGCAUGAGCAGGCUGUCGAGCUAGCUCAAAAGUACUUUGGUGAUAUGGAGCCAUCACAACCUCAACUCCCGAGAACAGGAUCCGAAACGUCGCUCAGCUCCCAAGCUAGUGACUCAUCAACCACAUCUUUCGACUCAUUUUCAACAGAUUCGUCACAAUCCUCCGGCAUUCUGUCCAAAAUACCUUUCCUCAAAAAUCUUUCUCCCAGAUCUUCCCGGCCUACCUCUAUUACGCCUCUUACUCCUGAAGACCUCAGCCGUCCGGCCCAUUACACGGGAGGCUUCCUCUCCCUCCCCCCACAGCCGCCGCCGACUAACCCCAAUCUCCCGACCUUCACCCACAUCCAGCUCGCCUUUGAGGGCCUCCCCAUUUCAUCCGAUGACAUCUACGCCCUGGCCACGCUCCAGACCCUUCUUGGUGGUGGUGGCUCCUUCUCAGCCGGCGGGCCCGGCAAGGGCAUGUACUCACGGCUCUACACCAACGUGCUGAACCAGCACGGCUGGGUCGAGUCGUGUGUGGCAUUCAACCACUCGUACACAGACUCGGGCCUCUUUGGUAUAGCUGCGUCGUGCUACCCUGGCCGCACGGCGUCCAUGCUGCAGGUCAUGUGCCGUGAGCUGCACGCGUUGACAGUCGAUACGGGCUACGCGGCGCUGAACCCGAUCGAGGUGGCCCGCGCGAAAAACCAGUUGCGCAGCAGUCUGUUGAUGAACCUAGAGAGCCGCAUGGUUGAGCUGGAGGAUCUCGGCCGCCAGGUCCAGGUCCAUGGCCGCAAGAUCCCUGUGCGUGAGAUGACACGCCGCAUCAAUGCUCUGACCGUUGAGGACUUGCGUCGUGUCGCUCGCAUGGUGGUUGGCGGGUUGGUUGAAAACCCUGGGAAGGGUAGUGGCGCUCCUACGGUCGUGCUGCACGAGGCUACCGCCCAUGGUAUUACCACGACUAAGAUGUCGUGGGAGCAGAUACAGGAGAUCAUUUGGCAGUGGAAGCUUGGCAGGCAGUGA